This is a messenger RNA of Callithrix jacchus (white-tufted-ear marmoset), 4394 nucleotides long. It is a transcript of the gene HDAC7, whose product is annotated as histone deacetylase 7. Lineage: Eukaryota; Metazoa; Chordata; Mammalia; Primates; Cebidae. Gene Ontology annotation, biological process: epigenetic regulation of gene expression; negative regulation of transcription by RNA polymerase II. Gene Ontology annotation, cellular component: histone deacetylase complex. Gene Ontology annotation, molecular function: histone deacetylase activity. The record is from RefSeq and is a predicted model, not a curated record.
UCGGGCUCGGGGCCGCGGCCGGCGUUCCGGGUUCGGCGCUGCCUCCCGGGCCGCGCGCUGUCUGCGGCCCGCCCGUUCGCCGCGCGGUGCAGUGUCUGCCGGGUGGCGCGUCCCCGGGCCGCGAGCGCCUGCCCCUCCCUCCCCUCCCCCUUGGCCCGCUCUCAGACUCAGAUAAAGCAUUUCCUUCCAUUGUCAUCCUACCCGGCCGGCCGGGCUGCCAGGGCCCUCCCCCUCCCGGCCCCCUCCCUUCCUCUCGCCGUCUCACAGUCGCUCUGCAGCCUCCGGCGACUGGGGGGAUGUGAGGCCGGCGCCCCAGCCCCCCGCCCGCCAUGAGCCCCCCGCUCUGAGGGCCGCGGCCCCUGGAUGCACAGCCCCAGCGCCGAUGGGACCCAGGUGAGCCCGGGUGCCCACUGUCGCAGCCCCACUGGCACAGGCUGCCCCAGGCCCUGUGCAGACACACCAGGCCCUCAGUCCCAGCCCAUGGACCUGCGGGUGGGCCAGCGGCCCCCAGUGGAGCCCCCACCAGAGCCCACAUUGCUGGCGCUGCAGCGUCCCCAGCGCCUGCACCACCACCUCUUCCUAGCAGGCCUGCAGCAGCAGCGCUCGGUGGAGCCCAUGAGGCUCUCCAUGGACACGCCCAUGCCCGAGUUGCAGGUGGGACCCCAGGAACAAGAGCUGCGGCAGCUUCUCCACAAGGACAAGAGCAAGCGAAGUGCUGUAGCCAGCAGCGUGGUCAAGCAGAAGCUGGCAGAGGUGAUUCUGAAAAAGCAACAGGCAGCUCUCGAGAGAACAGUCCAUCCCAGCAGCCCCAGCAUCGCCUACAGAACCCUGGAGCCCCUGGAGACAGAAGGAGCCACCCGCUCCAUGCUCAGCACCUUUUUGCCUCCUGUUUCCAGCCUGCCCAGUGACCCCCCAGAGCACUUCCCCCUGCGCAAGACAGUCUCUGAGCCCAACCUGAAGCUGCGCUAUAAGCCCAAGAAAUCCCUGGAGCGGAGGAAGAAUCCACUGCUUCGGAAGGAGAGUGCUCCCCCCAGCCUCCGGCGACGACCUACAGAGACCCUCGGAGACUCCUCCCCAAGUAGUAGCAGCACGCCCGCGUCAGGGUGCAGCUCCCCCAAUGACAGCGAGCACGGCCCCAACCCCAUCCUGGGCUCGGAGGCGCUCUUGGGCCAGCGGCUGCGGCUGCAGGAGACUUCUCUGGCCCCGUUCGCCUUGCCGACAGUGUCCUUGCUGCCCGCUAUCACGCUGGGGCUGCCCGCCCCUGCCAGGGCUGAUAGUGACCGCAGGACCCAUCCGACUCUGGGCCCUCGGGGGCCGAUCCUGGGGAGCCCUCACACUCCCCUCUUCCUGCCCCAUGGCCUGGAGCCCGAGGCUGGGGGUACCUUGCCCUCUCGCCUACAGCCUAUUCUCCUUCUGGACCCCUCAGGCUCUCAUGCCCCGCUGCUGACUGUGCCUGGGCUUGGGCCCCUGCCCUUCCACUUUGCCCAGUCCUUAAUGACCACCGAGAGGCUCUCCGGGUCAGGCCUCCACUGGCCACUGAGCCGGACUCGCUCAGAGCCCCUGCCCCCCAGUGCCACCGCUCCCCCACCGCCGGGCCCCAUGCCCCACCUGGAGCAGCUCAAAACUCACAUGCAGGUGAUCAAGAGGUCAGCCAAGCCGAGUGAGAAGCCCCGGCUGCGGCAGAUACCCUCGGCUGAAGACCUGGAGACAGAUGGCGGGACACCCGGCCAGGGGGUGGAUGAUGGCCUGGAGCACAGGGAGCUGAGCCAUGGACAGCCCGAGGCCAGAGGCCCUGCAUCUCUUCAGCAGCACCCCCAGGUAUUGCUCUGGGAACAGCAGCGACUGGCUGGGCGGCUCCCCCGGGGCAGCACCGGGGAUACUGUGCUGCUUCCCCUGGCCCAGGGAGUGCACCGGCCCCUGUCCCGGGCUCAGUCUUCCCCAGCCGCACCUGCCUCACUGUCAACCUCGGAGCCCCCCAGCCAGGCCCGAGUCCUCUCCAGCUCAGAGACCCCUGCCAGGACCCUGCCUUUCACCACAGGGCUGGUUUAUGACUCGGUCAUGCUGAAGCACCAGUGCUCCUGCGGAGACAACAGCAGGCACCCGGAGCACGCCGGCCGCAUUCAGAGCAUCUGGUCCCGGCUGCAGGAGCGGGGGCUCCGGAGCCAGUGUGAGUGUCUCCGAGGCCGGAAGGCCUCCCUGGAAGAGCUGCAGUCGGUCCACUCUGAGCGGCACGUGCUCCUCUAUGGCACCAACCCGCUCAGCCGCCUGAAACUGGACAACGGGAAGCUGGCAGGGCUCCUGGCACAGAGGAUGUUUGUGAUGCUGCCCUGUGGUGGGGUUGGGGUGGACACUGACACCAUCUGGAAUGAGCUGCAUUCCUCCAAUGCAGCCCGCUGGGCCACUGGCAGUGUCACCGACCUCGCCUUCAAAGUGGCUUCCCGUGAGCUGAAGAAUGGUUUCGCUGUGGUUCGGCCCCCAGGACACCAUGCAGAUCAUUCAACAGCCAUGGGCUUCUGCUUCUUCAACUCAGUGGCCAUCGCCUGCCGGCAGCUGCAGCAGCAGAACAAGGCCAGCAAGAUCCUCAUUGUAGACUGGGACGUGCACCACGGCAACGGCACCCAGCAGACCUUCUACCAAGACUCCAGUGUGCUCUACAUCUCCCUGCAUCGCCAUGACAACGGCAACUUCUUCCCGGGGAGUGGGGCAGUGGAUGAGGUAGGGGCUGGCAGUGGUGAGGGCUUCAAUGUCAAUGUGGCCUGGGCUGGAGGCCUGGACCCCCCCAUGGGGGAUCCGGAGUACCUGGCUGCUUUCAGGAUAGUCGUGAUGCCCAUCGCCCGAGAGUUCUCUCCAGACCUGGUCCUGGUGUCUGCUGGGUUUGAUGCUGCUGAGGGCCACCCGGCCCCGCUGGGUGGCUAUCAUGUUUCUGCCAAAUGUUUUGGGUACAUGACACAGCAGCUGAUGAGCCUGGCAGGAGGCGCAGUGGUGCUGGCCUUGGAGGGUGGCCAUGACCUCACAGCCAUCUGUGAUGCCUCUGAGGCCUGUGUGGCUGCUCUUCUGGGCAACAAGGUGGAUCCCCUUUCAGAAGAAGGCUGGAAACAGAAACCCAACCUCAACGCCAUCUGCUCUCUGGAGGCCGUGAUCCGGGUGCACAGUAAAUACUGGGGAUGCAUGCAGCGCCUGGCUUCUUGUCCAGACUCCUGGGUGCCUCGGCCGCCAGGAGCUGACAAAGAAGAAGUGGAGGCAGUGACCGCACUGGCAUCCCUCUCUGUGGGCAUCCUGGCUGAAGACAGGCCCUCGGAGCAGCUGGUGGAGGAGGAAGAACCUAUGAAUCUCUAAGGCUCUGGAACCAUCUGCCUGCCCAUCAUGCCCUUGGGACCUUGUUCUCUUCUAACCUCUGGCAGUUCCUGGGUCUUUAGAGAUCCUGUGGGCAGGUAGUUGGGACCAGGGAACAGCCUGCCUGCUUUUGAUGGUCAUCCAGGGAGCCUGCAAAAUCCCUGUGUCUAGAAUGGGGACUGGAGAGGACCCUGAGAGAAGGCAGGCUGGCGGUGAGCCCCCACAGUGCUCUACCCUCCGGGGUCUGGGCCCUGGCUGUGGCCCCCAUUCCUCAGGACCGCACAGAGGAGAACUGGCUCUGGCUCCGUCGGACUCGCCCUUAACCACUAUUCCUGGCUCUGCAGACCCCAGACUUUGCACACAGCCCCAGGCUCCACACAGAAAUGUGAACUUGGCCUCAGACCGGGUGGCCCUUCCUAGACUCUAGGGGCUGGGAGGGGACUGGGGAGCCAAGAGGUUCCAUAUCCCUGAGUGCAGUGGGAGUUCCUCUCACUUGCUUCCUCAGAUGACUCUGGAAGCUUCCCCUGGCCACUGAGCACUGAGGUGAAGCUCCCUGAUAGCCGAGACCGACAGCCCUCCAUCUGUCCCUGCCCCUGCCAGAGGCCUCUGAUGCGGACCUCCUGUUGGUGCCCUGGUGUCAUGGACGGGAGCUCUGGGGGUCCUGUGCUUCCUGAUCCAAUGGUGCCAAACCCUUCAUCUCCCCCAGAAGCACAGGUUACCCCCGGGACCCCUCAGCCACAGCCCCUCUGGGAGCCUUCUGUUUCUGGGGCUUCCCCCACACAGGACUAGCCUGGCUGAGGGGGAAGGGGUGGGAGAGAAGAUACAGACAUGGAGGAGGGGAGGCUGCUCUGGCAAAGUCUUCAAGGCUUUUGGGGGUCCAGGCCUGGGACCAAGAAGGAAAAUGUGUGUGAGCGUGUGUGUGAGGAUUGUGUGUGAACGUGUGUGAGGCGUGUGUGUGUCUGUCCUAGGACCCCCCAUACCCUGUGUAUGUAUGCAUGUUUUUGUAAAAAGGAAAAAAAUGGAAAAAAAUCUGAACAAUAAAUGUUUUAUUUGCUUUAAAA